Messenger RNA from Symphalangus syndactylus (siamang), 1463 nucleotides. RefSeq names its product large ribosomal subunit protein uL13-like. Lineage: Eukaryota; Metazoa; Chordata; Mammalia; Primates; Hylobatidae. The record is from RefSeq and is a predicted model, not a curated record. Gene Ontology annotation, biological process: translation; negative regulation of translation. Gene Ontology annotation, molecular function: mRNA binding; structural constituent of ribosome. Gene Ontology annotation, cellular component: cytosolic large ribosomal subunit; ribosome.
GGACCGGGACCCUGCCCUCAGCUUCUCUCCCUCCCAUUCCCUCUAGGUGGAGGGGCUGGGCAAGGCUUUCCUAGCCAGUUCUUAUCUUGCAUUUGAGAACUAGCACCCCACUGCUGCUCCCCCACCCCCGCCCGGGAUACGAGAGAGCUCACGGGUUGGGGCCCUGGGGCUUCGCUGCACCCCGGUGCUACAGCCACGCGGGCCAGUGGGAAGAAUGCCAGCCCUCUCCUCCUUCUGCCCCUAGAGCCCUGGCAGCCUAUCGGACUGCUGCUGUGUGACUGGGGCAAGUCACUUAAGCUCUCUGAAGUGACAGACGUUCUUGAGCAGACAGAGGGGGCGACCCUGGCCAGAUGCUACCCAGCAGAAAUGCUUUUAACGUUUUUGAAGCUGUCCUGGGACAAAAGGGGCUUAACGAUGUGACUGUGACUCCUGGAGUGGGGAUAGGGUUAAUACCCCAGAUUGCAGCAGCCCCGUUCCUCUCAACCGGCGUGGUGGCGGGUGCUUCUAAUCUCAGUACUCGGGAGGCUGAGGUGGGAGAAUCGCUUGAACCUGGGAGCCAGAGAUUGCAGUGAGCCACGAUCACGCCACUCCACUCCAGCCCACCAGCCCAGCUGACAGAGCAAGACUCUAUCUCCAAGAAAAGAAGGGGGAGAAUGAACUGCGAAGCUGGGGUUCUACCACUUCCUCUAGGCACCUGUGGGCUUGGCGCUUCCUGAGGUUAGACACUGCCUGUUUUGUUCACUUUGCAUCCUCCAGUGUCACCUGCAGCACCUGGCACAGAACAGGCUUAAAAAGUACUUGCUCUUUCCCAAGCGGCUGCCGAAGAUGGCGGAGGUGCAGGUCCUGGUGCUUGAUGGUCGAGGCCAUCUCCUGGGCCGCCUGGCGGCCAUCGUGGCUAAACAGGUACUGCUGGGCCGGAAGGUGGUGGUCGUACGCUGCGAAGGCAUCAACAUUUCUGGCAAUUUCUACAGAAACAAGUUGAAGUACCUGGCUUUCCUCCGCAAGCGGAUGAACACCAACCCUACCCGAGGCCCCUACCACUUCCGGGCCUCCAGCCGCAUCUUCUGGCAGACCGUGCGAGGUAUGCUGCCCCACAAGACCAAGCGAGGCCAGGCCGCUCUGGACCGCCUCAAGGUGUUUGACGGCAUCCCACCGCCCUACGACAAGAAAAAGCAGAUGGUGGUUCCUGCUGCCCUCAAGGUUGUGCGUCUGAAGCCUACAAGAAAGUUUGCCUAUCUGAGGCGCGUGGCUCAUGAGGUUGGCUGGAAGUACCAGGCAGUGACAGCCACCCUGGAGGAGAAGAGGAAAGAGAAAGCCAAGAUCCACUACCGGAAGAAGAAACAGCUCAUGAGGCUACGGAAACAGGCCGAGAAGAACGUGGAGAAGAAAAUUGACAAAUACACAGAGGUCCUCAAGACCCACGGACUCCUGGUCUGAGCCCAAUAAAGACUGUUAAUUCCUCA